This is a messenger RNA of Drosophila busckii, 384 nucleotides long. RefSeq names its product NADH dehydrogenase [ubiquinone] 1 alpha subcomplex subunit 2 (gene ND-B8). The record is from RefSeq and is a predicted model, not a curated record. Bases 49 to 336 code for a protein of 95 amino acids. Lineage: Eukaryota; Metazoa; Arthropoda; Insecta; Diptera; Drosophilidae. The transcript has 3 exons.
UGGCAGCACUGUUAAAUUUUCAAAAAAAUUUAAAAACAUAUUUCCAAAAUGCGUUUGACUUUGGCUGUUUUGGGAAAUUUUACGCAUAAAUUAAAAGAGCUGCGUAUUAUACUGGAUCCAGCUAGUGAUGCUUCCAAGGGUGCCAGGGAAUUUGUGCAAAGGUUUUAUCCCAAUCUGAAGAGAGAUAAUCCACAGUUGUCUAUUUUAGUAAGGGAAUGCAAUGGUAUACAGCCCAGAUUAUAUGCCCGUUAUGCUAAGGGCAAGGAGGUAUCCAUAUCUUUGACUAAUCAGGAAGCACCAGAUAUAAAAAAGCAGUUGGACGCUUUUGGCAAAUAAAUGUAAUGUAAUUAAUACACAGAAAUAUACAGCAAGGCCGUAAGCAAA